AUGUCGUCAAGGACAAGACGCGAUCUCCUUUCACCGCGCGACUAUGAUGAUGACGCGGAGUCAUUACGGUCUCCGCUAUCAGAGCAGGACUCUGAUAGCGAGGACGACGAAUUCCUUGCCCAGUCUCGCACCACCCUAGAGCUCGCCGAGCACGACCGCGCCGUUCUCGACGAGGAAGAGGAGCUCGAAAAGCUCCUCACUAGAUCCGGUCCUACUCACGACAUUCGUCGAAUUUUCAGCCCGAACAGGAGCAAUGUCAGGAUCGGGAAGAAGGAAGAAGCCCGGCGGCAACGGCGAGAAAAAGAGAGAAUUGCACGCAAAGCCCGCCGCGAGAGACGGCACGGCGACGAUGAGGAAAUGUAUGAGAUGGAAGAGGGACACCCAGAAGACGAGAGCUCUCUGCUGAGUUCUUCCUCGUCCGAUUUGGAUGAGCGGAUUAAGGAGCAGUAUGCUGAUAUUCAGAACCGCCAAAAAGUCUCCUGGCAGAAAAUGAGUCUUGUCUUUUCAGCCAUGUUCGUUCUCUUCCUCAUCCUCUUGCUCGGAGCAUACAAGGCGUCGGCUGGUUUCCGCGCAUCCCACUCCUCUGUGAAGACUCUGCUGUCCAACGGAACCGCCUUGUUUGCGCCUACGACCAUAUUAAUCUCGCUCGACGGCUUCCGCGCCGACUUUCUCAACCGGGGGCUGACUCCAACCUUGAACGCCUUCAUUUCAGAGGGCGUAUCUCCUCCUUAUAUGCAUCCCAGCUUCCCCAGCGUUACCUUUCCCAACCAUUUCACCCUUGUCACUGGCCUAUAUCCAGAGAGUCAUGGAAUUGUUGGGAACACCUUCUGGGACCCAGAGCUACAGGAGCAGUUUUACUACACGCAUCCAACCGUCAGCAUGCAGUCGAAAUGGUGGAACGCGGAGCCUCUUUGGAUGACGGCCGAGAACCAGAACGUCAAGAGUGCUAUCCACAUGUGGCCAGGGUCGGAAGCGCAUAUCGGAGGCGUGGAGCCAACGUAUCUUGAUAAGUAUAACGGCUCAGAGGCCCUGUCGCGAAAAACUGAGCGAAUUUUACAGCUGCUGGACCUGCCUGGACUCGAGCAGGAGUCGACGUCCAGCCCUCAGCGACCGCAAUUUAUUGCCGCGUAUGUCCCCAAUGUCGAUGCUGAUGGUCACAAAUAUGGACCCAACAGUACCCAAAUUCGGAAAACGAUCUCACAGGCAGACAAUAUGCUGGCGGAUCUUUUUUCAGGUCUUCGAGAGCGCAAUCUCACGGAUGUGGUGAAUAUUGUGAUCGUAUCGGAUCAUGGUAUGGCUUCUACCUCUACUGAGCGGCUCGUCCAGCUCGAUGAUCUGAUCGACCUUAACCUGACCAGCCAUAUCGACGGUUGGCCAUUGCGCGGAAUCCGUCCUAAGCGCCCUGAAUAUCUCAAGACCCUUCAAGAUCAGCUGGAGCGUGUUGCGUCUCAGUACUCAGACGCGAUCGAGAUCUACACCCGCGAAAACAUGCCAGAACGGUAUCACUUCAAGAACAACGAUCGCAUCGCCCCUCUAUGGGUAAUACCCAAGACCGGCUGGGCCAUCGUUGAGCGGCCCGAGUUCGACGCUCAGGCAGCACUCCAGAACGGUCAGUUUUACCAUCCGAAAGGAAUUCACGGGUACGACCAUGAACAUCCGUUGAUGCGGGCAAUUUUUAUCGCCCGUGGCCCUGCGUUCCCGCAUCCACCCAACAGUCGGGUUGAUGCUUUUCAAAACAUCAAUGUUUAUAAUAUCCUGUGCGACUCUCUUGGUAUCAAGCCUCAUCCAAACAACGGGACACUGCGCCUGCCAUUGAAGCCUAAUGGCCUUCACUCGGAUGAGGAUGCGCCAGUUCUCGACAGUCCUUCCGAUCCUCCGGCUACGCAAGCCACGAAACAAAUCGCAACGAUCUCUUCCAGCGCGACCUCCAGUGCUGUCUCCAGCACGACAGUUUCUUCUACCUCCAUAUCUUCCGAUGCAGGGUCAGUGUUAGUCUCGCCCAGCGCUAAACCCGAAAGUGACGCCGAGGAUGAACCAGACGCAGACUGGUGGGAAAGCAUCUGGGACAAAGUGGAGGACAUCAAAGACUGGGCGAAUGAUCUGUUGGAUGACAUCAAGGACGACUUCUCGCAGUCGCGAUGA
Messenger RNA from Aspergillus nidulans FGSC A4, 2142 nucleotides. RefSeq names its product alkaline phosphatase family protein. The coding region runs from base 1 to 2142 and encodes 713 amino acids. The transcript has 3 exons. The record is from RefSeq and is a predicted model, not a curated record. Gene Ontology annotation, molecular function: hydrolase activity. Lineage: Eukaryota; Fungi; Ascomycota; Eurotiomycetes; Eurotiales; Aspergillaceae.